This is a messenger RNA of Mustela lutreola (European mink), 4126 nucleotides long. Its product is annotated as spermatogenesis-associated protein 31D3-like. The record is from RefSeq and is a predicted model, not a curated record. NCBI's taxonomy places the organism in Eukaryota, Metazoa, Chordata, Mammalia, Carnivora, Mustelidae. The transcript is spliced from 2 exons. Bases 970 to 1767 code for a protein of 265 amino acids.
AUGGCAGAUGGUACCAACGGAAAGUGGAGGAGACCCAGAAGCUGAUCUCUAUUUAAAAAGCCCCUUCGGCCGGCAUCAUGAUACCAUCCAGUUUCAUCAACUGUUAUGUCCAGACCCCUUCUGUGAGGUAUGUAAAAGCACAACUGCAGAGAUCAAUCAACUGCUGUUCCUAUAGUCCUGGAAGAUUCUACUCCCUUGGCUUCCACAGCUCCUGUGGCUUCAUUAUUCACUCUCUUCUGACUUCUCAGCAGUCCCUACAGGAGAGCUAAAACCAGCUUUGCUGCCUGACCCUUCCUCACCACCAGCCUCCCAUCUUCUCACCUAACCCAGUGAUCCCCAUGGCUGAUUUUUUUCCACCCUCACCACUGGGUGAUCCUUUGCCACCAGAUCCCUUUCCUCCCUUGAAUUCCAAAUUGCCAAUGGACCAUUUCCCAGCCCAACCCCCUGCCUUUUCACCUCCUGUCCCACCACAUCAUGCCCAUUCAGUGGACCUUAGUGUCCAAACAGAGACAGUGUCUCUAAAUACCAUCUUCUCUCUGGACCCUACCCUUUCCCAAGACGUCAGUCCCUUACCGGAGUUGUCCCAAAAGGUGAAUCCCACUGAGACCUUUGCUCGUCAUCACUAAUGACCAACACGGUCUGCUUCACCACCGCCAGACUGCAAUUUAACUGUGACUCCAUCUAAACCGAUUUCCAUCUCAAGGAAGCCUGUUCCAGAGAGCUCACCCCCACAGAGCUCUGGUGGGUUGUCUACUUAUGUCCUAACAAUCACAGGCAUGGACCCCUCCAGCUUGUCAGUUUUAGACCUCCCUUGGUGACAAACUCAUGCCAAAGACUUCUUCCCUUCAACGCUGGUUCCAUGUGAUUUCCAUCAAGAGUUUCUGGCCCUCCAUUCUUCCGAGGCUUCUUCCAGGGGAGACCCUGCAGCCAACCUUGUAGAGCCUGUUACCCUCUCACUUCUCAGCCCCGAUGCCCUGGCACUUGGAGAGAAACAAGUCCAAAAGAGGUGUGACUUCCUCAGGUGGAAGGAAACAAAGGGUUCCUUUCCAAAGCAAACAAGUGCUGAUAAGCAUGAUUUGGCAUCCUCUCUUCCUUUCUGGAGCAGCAAGGACCAAUCAAAGGAGCUACAUAUGCAUCAGCAGCACCCAUAUCCGACAACCUUGGAGGAGGGCCAUUUACAGCAAACCCCCAUCCAGUUCUUCUGGGGUGUCCAAACUCCACAUAGUGAGUCCUCCUUCUGCUCCUGAUGCCUCAGAUAACAUUUCGAAUGCCUCCCCAGAGCAGGAAUGCCCAGUAGUUUCCCAUCCACUUCCUCCAUCCUUGCCUGAGAACCCACCUCAACUCCUGCCUCAAACCCAGCCCCUACCCAUCCCAUAUGUCCAGCCCCAAGCCCACCUUCAAUCCCUACUCCUCAUCCUGCCAUCUGGUCCUCUACCCGACAUCAAGAUCUCUGGAGUAUAUUUUCACAGACCUCAGAAUGAAUCUGAGAGUCUCAUGUCAACUGAAAUGCAACAUCUGGAAUGGAACGUGUUGCACAAGGUGCAGGAACGUGUGUGGGGUUUACCCACUAUUGUCCAAAGAUCCCAAGAGGAUUAUUGUCCUUCAGCUCCUAAUCAUUCUCCCAAACCCUGGGUCUCCCAAGCCCAUGCUGCUAUCUUUAUCCCGCAUGCACAGUUUCCUCUCAGUGACGAGAUUCAGAACAAACGAGAGUCAUCUUCAAUAGAGGCUCAUCCAACACCGGUGGGGCCUGCCCUUCAGGAUCUAUGACUCUCUCGCACUGAUGAGCGGUCCAAGUACUCUUCCACAGCUACCUAAGUCUCAGUAGUAUCGUGGACGUGCAGGGAACUCUAAUAAGAGUGAGAUCAAAUUGAUUAUCACUAAAAGUGUGUACAUGGAGGACCCAGAAAUGCUUCAGCUAGAGUACAGUGACCUGGCAAAGUGCAAAGAUGACCUGGAGAAGGAUAAAAAUGAUUCAUAGAAAGACAAAAAUCUGAAGAAGGAAAAUGAUGACCUGAAGAAGGAUCAAGGAUACAACCCGGAGAAUGGCCCAAAAGAUUAUCUAUUGAGUGACCCAGUUAGCUCUUCAGAUAAUGAAACGGGGUUGGAUUCUGAGAAGGAACUUAGGGGCCCAUCAGUGAACAACUGCAUGGUGUCUGUGGAGACUAUGGGUCAGAGACAACUGAAAAUGCCCCGAAGAUACAUUUACGCAGAAAGUCUAAGGAAAUCAAUGAGGGUCAGUUGCCUGGGACUGUGCAUAAUUCAUGGCAUACUAUGAAGCAGACAUCACUUCUUUCUGAGAAAUCCCAGACUUAAAUAAAAAAGAGUUUGCCACCAUCAGAGGUUGAGGACUACUCCCUGAAUACCUUCUAAGAGUUUCCCUUUGUUGAACCUAGUGCAGAACAGAAGCUAAAAACUAUAUUAAAAGAUUUCAUAAGAGGGUGACUUGGGGCCUUCCCCCUAGGGUCCUUGAAUCCAUUAUCUCUUUAAAUUGAGAGUCCACAUCCCAUUCUAGCCUUUCCUCCUCAACCAAUGUGAUUUCUGCGGCAAACUGUGAACCUGGGAGCUUCAACUCCCUUGAUGGAAGCUUGAAAUCUCUCUAUGGAGACAAAGCAGGAACAGCAAAUUCAGCCCCCAUUCCGGAUUGUCCUCUCCCUGCCACCUUAACUCUGGGCAAGGAAUAACAGAGAAUUCUGAGGAAAUCAUCCUCUAAUACGAACCAUCAGUUUACAGAGGAUGCUCCAAAAACUAAGAAUGGCUGCCAGACUCUUAAAUCUGUCACACAUGACACCAUAGGCAACAGACAGCCCCCAAGGCUGCCUUCAAGGCAAGGUGCAUUCAGAUGUGAGCCAAAGGAUAGGAGUUCAAAUUCCGGUGGUAGAAGAGGAGAGCAACAAAGCAUAGAGAUGAAGAAUCCAGAACCUACUGUUGUGCUCACAGAGUCCAGGGAGAUAUUCAGGACGAAGGAAUUUCAUACACAUCACAACCUAGGAUCUUCACAGUCACCAAGACAGUUAGCUCCCAAAUUAUACAGGGAAAUGAGCAUCAAGUCAAAAUCACCAUCCCACCAAACAUACCAAUUCCGCAAGAUCCUAAAUCAUUGAAUCUCAAAAAACAAGUCUCGUAUGAGUUAAGGCUUACGCUGGAGGGCAGGGAGCAUGACCAGGCACAAGCCCAAUACACAGGCCUGGCCCCUGCCUCAGAUCAUUUGACUUAAAAGCUUCACUGACUCAUGCCCACGGUGUCUCAUGCGGGGACACGAGAGCUUCCCAGGUGCUGUGUGUCCAUCCAGAGGACAUAGGAAUUACUAUGCAGAACAUCAGGAGCCCUGGGUCCCUAAGAAUGUCUUAAGGAACAACAGCAGGAGCCCUGGGUCCCUAAGCAUGUCUUAAGGAAGUGCCAGAAUAAGAACACCCCCACCGGCUGCCAUGACCAUGAGGCCUCCGGGUUCCAAGGCACAAGAGCAUGGUGGAGGGGAUGCAGGACUGGGAACAUCCCAACCGAGAACAGACAGUUUCCCUACUGAAGAUGUGGUAUUGAAGAAGAGGUUCCCUACUCAGGGUGCGGUAUUGAGGGUAAAUCUGGGAAGAGAGCCUUCCCAGACCCUAUCACAGAAGGGUCAGCUGCUUCCUGAAAGCCUUUCAUGGAAGGGUCAGCCUCCUCCUGAAAGCCUUUUCAGUAAAAAAAUGAAGUAUUUUUUGCAAUGGCUUACUCCUGGGAUAAAAUGCAAAAGGCAGGAAAACUCCAAGGAGAAGCCCAGUCGCCUAUCAUCUGUGGAAAGCAGAGGCCUGCUUAAAGGUAGAGUUGCCUUUAUUGGGAUGCCCGAAGCUCAGAAAAUCAUGACAGCUGUUGGGAAGUUCCAAGAGGAGAGAAUGGGGCGUAGGCAUGCAAUAGGUAGCACGUGCCCUGAGCAGCCCAUUCCCUCCCCAACAAAGUUUGGGAAAACUCAGCAGAAAGCACAAGUGCAGGCCCAGGCACAGCCUGUCCCAGGGUUUCCUUUCCCACCUGUAAGGAGACAAAUACCAGGUCCUGCCAGCAAGAAGCUGUUUUUCCUGGCCAAGGCCUUACUGGAAGUAACAGACAGCUCGGAAACAAGAGCAGACAGCCCCAGAAAGUUGUGGCAUUUAAG